Molecule: messenger RNA, 1251 nt
Organism: Paramecium tetraurelia
Lineage: Eukaryota; Ciliophora; Oligohymenophorea; Peniculida; Parameciidae
Exons: 3
Source: RefSeq, a predicted model, not a curated record
AUGGAAAUGCAUAAUCAAUCUUAACAAUUAAAGCAAUUUUAUUAAGCUACUUUGAAUGGCUUAAAUGAUGAACUCAAACAUUUAUAAAGGGAAUUAGAUACAUCGAAUAGAGAAACUGAAAAAACAAGGAAGAAAUGUCAUUAAUUAGAGAUGGAUUAAUUUGAAUUAAAAACAUAGAUUGUUGAUGCUAAUGCUUAGAAGGAUUAAGCAUAAAAAGAAUUGGUACGAAUGAAUAAUCUAUAUCAAAGAAUUAAAAUUGAUAUGGAUGAAAUGAGAACAUAAUAGGAGAUUAUGAAAAAAAGAGUUGUGAAUGAAUAAGAACUAGAAAAACUUAAAGAAAUUAUUAAUUUGAGAGAAAAUGAAAUUGAUGAUUUAAAAACAAGAAACACUUAACUAGAAAUAUUAAGUAUUGAUGUUCGGAAGUUGGAUACUUAUAAUCAUGAACUUUAAAAUCAAUUAGAAAUACUUUAGUCAUAAAUUUCGAUAUAUGAAACGAAAAUUAUAGAGUAACGAAAUGAAAUUGAAAAUUUAAAUUCUAUUAAUAAACAUUUGAAUAACUAAUUACAAGAAAAGAAGAAUCAUGAUAAACUCUCCUACACUAUAUAUGAAUAGGAUAUGCUCAAUUAAAUAAAUAAAGUGAAAGAUCUCUCCAAAGAAAAAGAUAAUUAGAUUAAAUCAUAAAAUAUUUAGUUCUCUUAAUUAUAGUUAAAAUAUGACUAAUUGCAAUAAUAAAUGCUAUCCAUUAGAGAGAAUUAUGAAUAAGAGUUAAAUUAAGCAAAAGCAAAACAAGGAAAGUUUGAAUAAGAAUUCUAAGAUGAUAUUACAUAAAAGUUUUAAUUAAUGUCUAAAGAAAUCCAAUAAUUUUAACAAGAAAGAUAAUAGCUACUAAAUGAUUUAUCAUAAUAAUCAUAACAGAAAAUUCGAUUAGAUUAAAAAUUGCAACAGCAACAAAAAGAAAUCGAUAAUUUUAAGUACUAAUCUGAUUUAAGGAAUAAAGAAUAAAUUGAUAACUAAGAAACUAUUAACCAAUUGACAAAAUAAGUAGCAAUGCUGUCUAAAGAGAAAAAAGAUUUGUAAGAAUAAAUUCAUAAAUUGCAUUAUUAGUAUUAAGACUUUAAUAAACUUAACUAUUAAUAUGAAAAAGUUCUAUGCAGUAUUGAAAUUGAUGCGUUAAGAGAAAGAUUAGAAAAUGCACUUUCGGAAAUCGAAACCAUAAAAACUAAUCAACUUUCUAUGUAUAAAUUCUCAUGA